AUGAGGCAGAUGGCACUCGCUAUGAUGAAAAGGCCACUAGAUACUUUACCAAGCAAUACUGAGUUGAAUCCCAAAGAGCAUGUUCAAGCGAUCACAACUCGAAGUGGGAUGCAACUACCUGAAAGACACAUUAAGAGGUCGAGUGUAAACAAUGAAACAACACCAUCUACAAAAGAAGAGAUUAGGUUAAGGAAGCACAUGAUGGAGCAGCAAUAUAAGAAGUUCCUUGAAAUCUUAAAAAAGCUCCACAUCAACAUCCCGUUCGCCGAUGCACUAAUCCAGAUGCCUAGCUAUGCCAAUUUUCUGAAGGACAUCUUAACAAAUAAACUCCAGCUAGAGGAACAUGAAACGGUGAUGUUAACCAAAGAGAGUAGCGCCAGGAUCCAGAAAAAGCUCCCACCAAAACUGAAAUAUCCAAGGAGUUUUACCGUCCCUUGCACAAUUGGUGAUUUUUAUUUUAAUAAAGCAUUGUGUGAUCUUGGUGCGAGUGUUAACUUGAUGCUACUCUCUAUUUUUAGGAAACUAGGAUUGGGGGAGCCUAAAGCAACUACAGUAACUCUACAGGUGGCUGAUCGAUCACUUACACAUCCACGAGGGAUUAUCGAAGAUGUAUUGGUCAAAGUGGAUAAACUUAUAUUCCUAGUAGACUUCUUAAUUCUGGACAUGGAAGAAGACAAGGACGUGCCUAUCAUAUUGGGGCGACCAUUUUUAGCAACUGCAAGAGCUCUCAUAGAUGUGCAACAAGGACAAUUGACUCUGAAACUGGGGGAGGAGCAGGCCUCUUUUAAUGUUUUCAAAUCAAUGAAAUAUCCCACCAAGCCAAACACCUGUUUCUAG
Molecule: messenger RNA, 837 nt
Organism: Olea europaea var. sylvestris
Lineage: Eukaryota; Viridiplantae; Streptophyta; Magnoliopsida; Lamiales; Oleaceae
Exons: 2
Coding region: 1-837 (278 amino acids)
Source: RefSeq, a predicted model, not a curated record